Messenger RNA from Cottoperca gobio, 3527 nucleotides. It is a transcript of the gene nod1, whose product is annotated as nucleotide-binding oligomerization domain containing 1. Gene Ontology annotation, biological process: positive regulation of MHC class I biosynthetic process; positive regulation of transcription by RNA polymerase II; positive regulation of MHC class II biosynthetic process. The transcript has 12 exons. The record is from RefSeq and is a predicted model, not a curated record. Gene Ontology annotation, molecular function: protein binding. The coding region runs from base 222 to 3044 and encodes 940 amino acids. NCBI's taxonomy places the organism in Eukaryota, Metazoa, Chordata, Actinopteri, Perciformes, Bovichtidae.
CGCGUUCAUACCGAAAACGUUCACUUCCUUCAACACAAAGCUGUUCCUAUUGGACAGACAGUAGCUGUAGUGUACAAUAAGUUACCUACUUGGCCACUUGUGACAUUAACAAGAGUUAGUUCUUUUCAACACUUGGUUUUUGUUUUAAAGUUCAGUGUUUACAGCGCUUUGGUGUGGACGCACGGCAAUUGUAAAACAAUGGUGACGAUUCUGCAGUAAGCAUGGGUCAGAUAGAAGAAGCUAAGCCGUCGUGUCUCAACAUUCUCACCUACCACAGAGAGCUGCUGGUGUCCAGGUUGAGGAGCAUCCAGUGCAUCCUGGACAACCUGCUGUCCUGCGGCUUCGUCUGUGAAGAAGAUGUUGAGAUCGUUCAGCAAACCGUCACCAAGACAGAUCAGGUACGUAAGAUCUUGGAGCUAGUCCAAUGCAAAGGGGAGGAGGCCUGUGAAUACUUAAUUUACAUCAUUUACAAAGUAUGUGAUGCAUACAUAGACCUCCAGCCAUGGUUGAAAGAGAUCAAUUACAACCCAAGCAGUGAUGUAAUGCUGAUGGGUGUGGUUAACACAGAUCCCAUCAGCAGGUAUUAUGAGAAGAUGAGGCAUGAGAUGAGCCAGGACACCUGCUUCAUCAUGUCUUACGGCCAGCGAGAGGAGACCCGUCUGGAGGAGCUGUACACUGGCACACUGAUGGAACUGUUGAAUGACUGCAAUGAAAGUUUGGGCUUCCUGGAGAGUCUGGACACGCUCUUAGGAGACCAUGCAGUCUUCAAUCCCCAAGGUGAAAUCACCUAUGUAAUGGGGGAUGCUGGUGUGGGAAAAUCCAUCUUCCUGCAGAAGCUCCAGAACCUCUGGUCCAAGAAAGAGCUGCAGACAGACGCCAUCUUCUUUUUUAAGUUCCGCUGUAGGAUGUUCAGCCUCUUCAAGGACACAGAGCAGAUCUCCCUCAGAGAGCUUUUGUUCAAACACAACUGCUCCCCAGAUCACGACCCAGAUAACGAGGUGUUUGAUUACAUACUGCGCUUCCCUGAGAAGGUUCUUUUUACAUUUGAUGGCUUCGAUGAGAUUCAGAUCAAAGACCUGAUGAAUAUUGCUGAAGUGGUUUCACCAGAAGUCAAGGCACACCCCCUCCAGCUGCUCAUCAGCCUGCUCUGUGGGAAAUUACUCAAGGGCUCCAAGAAGGUGCUGACGGCCCGGACAGGGACCGAGAUCCAGAGUAGGGUGAUCAGAAAGAAGGUGGCUCUGCGCGGGUUCUCCCAAGCUCAUCUGCGGACCUACAUCGAUCUGCACUUUAAGGAGCAGGAGCACCGAGAGCUGGUGUCAGUCCAGCUGGAUGCUUGCCCCCACCUCUGUGGCCUCUGCUCCACCCCGCUCUUCUGCUGGAUUGUAUUCAAUAGCUUCAGGCACCUGCACACCAUGCAUGAUAGUUUCCAUCUGCCUGAAACCUGCAUCACGCUCACGGACAUCUUCCUUCUACUGGCUGAGGUGUUCCUCAGCCGCUCAGCCUUACCAGCACCAUCUCUGCUGAAGAAAAGCACUCGGUGUGCAUCAGAAACAUUCAAAGCGGGGCUCAGGUCUCUCGCAGCAUUUGCAAGACUAGCACUUCAGGGUAUGGAGAGAGGAAGCUUCAUUUGGAGCCAAGAGGAGAUGAGUGCGUGUGGCUUGACAGAGGAGGACCUGUCCCUGGGCUUUCUUCGACCUGUCUCUGAGUGUGAUGCCAGUGGAAGCCCUGCUACUUUUGAAGUCCUCCAUAUCACCCUCCAGUCUUUUCUGGCAGCAUUUGCUCUUGUGUUGGAUGAGCAGGCUCCUGCCAGAUCCAUCCUCAAGUUCUUUGUAGAGUGCAGAAAGAAGAGAACACCAUCCUGUCUGCCUUUUGACUUCUGUGUCAGUGGCUCCUCAAAGUCCAGUGAAAAGAAUCCAUUUGCCACUAAUGAACACCUUCAGUUCACUAAUCUGUUCUUGUGUGGCCUGCUGUCCAAGGCUCACAUUGGCCUGAUGGAGCAUCUGGUAUCUCCCGUGUUGUUAAAGAAAAAACGGGCCUUACUAAAAUCCUGCCUUUCCACCGGUGUCAUCUCCCACCUCUAUGGCUUACCCCACUACGACGGUGAAGACGGCAGGAAAGUUCAUGUUCUGCCCAACUUCCUGUGGAUGCUGCGGUGCAUCUUUGAGACAGGGAGCAAAGACAUAGCUCAGAUGACAGCCAAAGGCAUCACAGCUGACUUCAUCAAGCUGGGCUACUGUAACGUGUCCUCAGGCGACUGCACCGCCCUGAACUUUGUACUACAGCACUGUCACAAGCCUCUGGGCUUCGACAUGGACAACAACAACAUCAGUGACUAUGGGGUGAAGCAGCUGAAGCCCUCCUUCUGUAAGAUGACAGUAGUGAGAUUAAGCGUCAAUCACCUGUCUGACAGCAGCAUUGAGGUUCUUGCAGAGGAGCUGUGUAAGCACAAAGUCGUGGAGAUCUUGGGGCUUUACAACAAUCACAUCACAGAUGUUGGAGCCAAGCUAGUUGCUCAGAUCAUUGAGGAAUGCCCAAAGCUGAGAGUUGUCAAGAUUGGUAAAAACCAGAUCACUAAUGUUGGUGGGAGGUAUUUGGCCAACGCAAUUCAGAAGAGCACUUCUAUAUUUGAUGUGGGAAUGUGGGGGAACAGCAUCGGCGAUGAGGGAGCAGAAGCAUUUGCAGGAGUUUUGAGGCACCACCCAAGUCUUACCAACCUCAGUCUCUCAGCUAAUGGCAUCACAUCUCAAGGUGGGAAGUGCCUGUCAGAAGCGCUGAAAGAGAAUAACGUCCUCAGGAUAUUCUGGUUAGUGCAGAAUGAGUUGACUGAUGAUGCAGCUCCACACUUUGCUGAGUUGGUCCAAGCGAACACAGGUUUAAUCCACCUCUGGUUAAUCAGCAACCAGUUCACUGUGGAGGGGAUCCAACAGCUCGCUGAGGCCCUUACUCACAACACAGCUCUCAAAGAGAUAUGUGUGAAAGGAAACCAGCUCUCUGAAGAGGAAGAGAAACAGUUUGUGGCAGAGAAGAGGCUGCGGUUCCACUGACUGGGCAUGUGAGACAUUCAUGUGCUGUCUGUGUGGCAGGGAAGAUGUAGUGCGGGUUCACUGUAUGCAUGCACAGUGUUAGCAAUCACAAAGUCUGACUAUAACUGAAUGGAAAUACUCUCGUCUAUAUUCUUCACAUCCUUCGUUGUUGAUGAAACCAUGUUUGCACUGAGGAAACUGUCGCUUUGAUGUAGGAGAGGAAAAUGUUUGACUCUAGCUGCUAGAUCUAAUAGAACUUUAGAUGAUUCUAGAUUCUAGCAUCUUAAUGUUGCUCUCAAAGUGCACCAGAUACAAACAAUUCACUUUAAAAUGUUAAAAACAUUCUGCCCGUGGGAGCAUGCCCCCGGACCCCCCUAGAGGAUGUGAAGUCCACCCUACUCCUAAGACAUGUCAACAUGACUAAGGCCAGGUAACAUGGACCUGGUUAACAUGACUGAUAUGUUGACGACCAGCACAAAACACUGUGUGUGUAGUGGCUUUGCU